GAGGAGGCCACUCGUCAGUAAACACUAGUCAGAAAGUUUCCCAAGUCUAUGUAGAUCUGAUGAAUGAUUAAUUAAGGAUGGUAAGUGGACAAUGCUGUAUAUGUCCAGGUCUCCUCUCUGGGGCAGAGCUGAGGGACAAUCCAGCAUUGAGAUGACUGAAUAUUAGAGUUCUCUGAAAAGGAGCUGGUUUGUGAACAGCGAGCCACAUCUCUCUCGUGAGCGUCCAUUGGACAGGAUGGCUGGCAGUUCUGAGACCCCCCUCCUCCUCAUCCUAGCCUGCUGCUGCCUUACACUGGGUUUCUCAGAUGUUCCAUCUUUUGAACCCAAUACCUUGUAUCAAUAUCGCUACACACUGGAUCUAAUUUUAGCAUAUUUUGCACAAUCAACAAUGCCGACAACGAAGCUGCAGAUUCAUGCCGUUAUAGACACCUCCCUUCUGUGGAGAAACAAGGACCAACCACACGAGCAGCUUGUACAUGUACAGAUGAAACAUUUUACUGUUCACAAUAAUACAGCUCCUGGAACAAAAGAAAAUAUAGCCAUCAAUCCUGAGAAGAGAAGCUGCAUAGAAAUCCCUGUUAUUAUCCAUUGGAGCUCCGGGAAGGUUAUAGGCUUGUACACUACAGGUGAAGAUGAUAGCCUAGUGCUUGAUAUAAAAAGGGGACUUGUCAGUCUGUUUCAGUUCCAACCACUUUCCGGGACUCAUUUAGAGGAAGAUGUUUCAGGAAGAUGUCAAGUAACUUACAACAUGUCCAAGGAUAUCAUCAGCAAGACGAAAGAUGUUAAUAGCUGCAUAAGAUCAGAAUUUGGUUAUGAAUCAGAUUAUAAGGUACUGGGGGUAUCUUGGAAUUCCACCAGCAGAGGAUAUAUGUUACUUAAUGGCUCCACAUUCCAGAAAGUAGUUUCUGAAGAAAGCCAUAACUUGUCUUCAAGUUUGAGAUCUCAGCUUGGUGUUCACAUUACAUCCCGACAGCAAUUGGAGCUCUUAUUCUCCAAGCCUGGUUCUCCACAAAUUCAAGGAGAGAGUGUUGACAUGGUACUGGAACAACUGCAAGAGAAAUUCCACCAAAUAGAAAUUAUGAGCCAUCCUCAGGACAGGCCUGCAGGAAACCAAACUUUGCUUAAAAGAUACUUCAAGGCCUCAAAGAAAAAAAUGAAUAAACUGGCUUUUUCCAAGGUAGCAACAGUUCAAUACUUUAGGAAUGUUGUUAAUGCAUUAAGAUCUGCUAAGAAGAAUGACGUGCUACUGCUCUUGAAAACGGCUUCCUCUGAUCUAGUGCCUUUCUUCAUCGAUGCAGCAGUAGCAGCCCAAUCUCCCGCCACUUUAGCAACUCUUUCUGAAUUUUUAGAUUUUUCUAAAAAGAAACAAGUUCAGUUACAAGAAAAGUUUCUGUAUUCUGCAGCCUUUACACCACACCCUACAACCGACCUUCUUAAUCUCGUGCUGGAAAAACUGAAAGGGAAGAUUUUUGAUCCUACUAUAAUGGAGACUGGGAUCAUUAUAACUGGAGCGAUUGUUGGCAAAUUGUGUAGAAUGGAUCUUUGUGAAGACAAGGAUGUUGAAUUCGCAAAGGCCACGCUUCUGGAAGGCCUGAAUAAUGCAGAAGAUGAAACAGAGAUGAAAAUAUACCUUCUAUCUUUGAAGAACGCUCAGCUCCCUGAAACUAUUCCCAUCCUACUUCAGUAUGCAGUGGAGCACACAGGAGCAGUGAGCAGCACCGCGCUUUCUGCUCUGCAAGCCUUCCCAGCAGAAGUUCUAUCUAUUGAGGUGGUGAAGGACACCUUGAAGCAAAUCCUCCAUCAAACACAUAAAGAGUAUGAUAAAAAGAGCCAGCUAAUGGCAGCAGAGACUCUCUUGUCUACAGAUGUUUCCAUGGUGGACCUCAACAGCAUCUCCGCUGCUCUGGAUUUAAUGGACAAUGAAACUUCCAAGUUACUUCUCUCCAAACUCCACCACAAGCUCGGACCCCGUCAUCAGUUAAUGAAGACUAUGAAGAUCCCUUUUAAAAAUGACUAUUGGAGAAUGUUGCGACCUGGUAGAUCCACUGUGUUUUCUGGAUUUUUAUCUGCCACAAAUGAUACAGGGUCCACCUAUGGUCUGGAUCUUUUGUUCACAGAGACUGGGUUAUUGAAACGAAGCAUAUCUGAUAUUACACUGUAUAACGACAACCACCAGCUUAAAGCAAUGCAGGUAUCUAUAGAAGCUCAAGGCCUAGAAUCAUUAAUGGGUAAUGAAGAAGCAGACAAUGAAGAAGAGGAUGCAAUGGUUGGAAUGUCAGCUGUCUUGUUAGGCAUUCAGCUGCGACCAGUUGUGUUUUUCAGUGGGUACAUGGAUUUAGUGACUAAAGUAUUUUCAAGUACUGGAGAACCAAGCAAUGUAGUCAGAGGGAACAUACUGCUGGUUGAUUAUCUUCAGUGGUUACCACUGCAGUCUGGGCUCCAGGCCAUUGUCCAGUAUCAGGGAGCGCUUGGACUAGAGAUCUCAUCCAAAAUUGAUGUCAGCAUUUGGGAUCAGCAAGCAAAAAGUAACAUCAAUGCCAAAGCUGGUCUUCUCCUUGACUUUACAACAGAAAUAGAUACCUCCUUCUUCCAUAUAUCUGUGAAGGCUGAGGCUGAUGCAGAAACCUCUGUAAAUUUGGAUUCAAUAAUGCAGUUUACAGGCUUUCCGAUGCAGAUGUGCCUUGAAUUACGACAAGAUAACAUGCCUUACAGAGAAACCUACAUUCUUGCAGAAACAUUUCCAGCGGGCAACAUAACACGUACCGUAAGGAAAAGAAGAACAUCGAUUCUGUGGGGGCGAGAAUUUCCCUUUCAUAAUGCAAACUCUGAAAUGUGUAGGACAUUGAAGGAUGCUGAGGAUAUAAGCACUGUUCUCUGACAGCAGCAGGCACCUAUUCUGAGGAGCGAUACUAAUUACCAGAGCUGUAGACUCAACUUGUCACACUGAUGACUAUGUAAUCUGAGGAGGUCAAUAAAAUCAAUUUGGAAUGGAAAUCAGUUUGUACAAGUGCUCUUCAUAAUGCAGAUAGUCAUGGUACAUUAAACAGAAAUGUUUAGUGUUCCAAACCGCAGAAGGUAAAAAGGAAAGUGUGCUGUUUCCAAGACUCCCAGAGCCGUCCUAUUGUGCAGAUAAUAACUCUGUCCCCUAUCGGAGCACAAGCCACUUAUUGCUAAGCUGGGGCUAUGCACAAUUCUUUAACAUGCAAUUUUCCAGAGACGGAGAUGUGGCAAAAAAAAAGAGUUGGGUAUUAGUUCGCUUUCACAUGACUGGAAUAAAUGCACAUUUUAGCUCAACUCCUGGAUCUCCCACAGUUCUACUGUUACACUACAAAAAUUGUGUGUGGCCCCAAAUGAAAGGUAACAUAUUUUUUAGAUACUUCUUGUGCAAAAAAUCUGCUCCAAUAAUUUGCAUAUUAAAAUUAUGUACACUAUGAUUCGAUAUAAAAAAAUAAAAUAAUGCCCCAUG
Molecule: messenger RNA, 3466 nt
Organism: Bufo gargarizans (Asiatic toad)
Lineage: Eukaryota; Metazoa; Chordata; Amphibia; Anura; Bufonidae
Product: microsomal triglyceride transfer protein-like
Exons: 18
Coding region: 236-2878 (880 amino acids)
Biological process (GO): lipoprotein metabolic process; lipid transport
Cellular component (GO): Golgi apparatus; basolateral plasma membrane; endoplasmic reticulum
Molecular function (GO): lipid binding
Source: RefSeq, a predicted model, not a curated record